Messenger RNA from Mus musculus (house mouse), 3940 nucleotides. It is a transcript of the gene Zscan30, whose product is annotated as zinc finger and SCAN domain containing 30. The record is from RefSeq and is a predicted model, not a curated record. Lineage: Eukaryota; Metazoa; Chordata; Mammalia; Rodentia; Muridae. Bases 721 to 1899 code for a protein of 392 amino acids. The transcript has 5 exons.
CUUUGGGUUUCCUAGAGGGGCAAGCUCGUUCCCACUUCCGGCACGCGAGCACCAAGGCUUUCUGGCUUCCCUCGGCUGUGCGGGUAAUCUGCGGAGCGAGGUAUCAGACUCAGGUCAGAAGGUUUGGUGGCAAAUGUACUGUCCCAUCCUGUCCUUCCACGUGCUCCCACAACUCCCAGACAAGGGGUUCUUUGGAUCCACCUCCUCUCUGCCUCAGCCUUUCAGAUUAUUCUGACCAGGAUGUUCAGAGAAACAACAGCCUUGGCCUGUCAUGCUUCAAAAGGACAAAAUAGGCUCAACUUUGUGAAAGUUGAAGAAGAAAAUGGUGUUUGGAAGCAGGACUUAAGUCUUCAGGGAAACCUCCAGAGCCAGGAGGUUUUCCGUCAGCAGUUUAGACAGUUUGGUUACUCUGAUUUCACUGGGCCCCGGGAGGCUCUGAACCGACUGCAGAAGCUUUGCCAGCAGUGGCUGAGGCCAGAGGAGCACUCUAAGGAGCAGAUCCUAGAAUUGCUGGUGCUAGAGCAGUUCAUGACCAUCUUGCCUAUGGAGCUGAAGGCCUGGGUGCAAGAACACAGGCCCAGAAGUGGAGAGGAGGCUGUGACUCUGCUGGAGGAGCUAGAGAGAGAAUUUGAUGAACCCAAGCACCAGGGUUUUUCUCUUAGCUGCACUCAGUCACACUACUGGUACUUGUUACUCUAGGACACAGCUCAUGGUCAAGAAAUGAUCUGCAAAGAAACGACACUCAUGGGAACAUCAGAGUCUCUAAGUAGUCCACUGCAGUCCUUGGAGAGCCAUUGCAAGAGUGAACCCCAGGAUCCCCAGAUUUUCCAUGAGAGAGAUGAGGCAACCCUACCAUUUAGGGUUGAUGAUGAAGAUAGCAAGAUGGUGACUGGGAAAAUAUUGACAGCAAAGCAAGAAAUUAUUGAAUGUGUUGCAUCAGUGGCCAUGGCAUCUCCAGGAAGACUUCCUAGGGAAACUUCUCCAGUACAGAUAGUUGAAGAAACUAUGGAAUGUCUGGACAACAAUGAGAAGCAAAGAGGAAGUGAUGAUACAAGCAACAAAACAAGUCAGCUUUCUUCUCAGGAAGACUAUUUCAGUUUGGCAACCUUUAACAAGAAACCCCCUAUAGAACAGAACAUCUUUGAGUGUAAUGAAGGUGAUAGGAUCCCUAGUCAAAACUUACAUGGUACUACACGGCCCACAACUCACACAGGGAAACUGCUCUAUGCGUGUGUAGAUUGUGGGAAAACUUUUUGCAAUAGAUCAAAACUUAUUAGACACCAGAGAAGUCACACUGGAGAGAGACCUUAUGCAUGUAAAGAAUGUGGAAAGGCCUUUGGUUUCAGAGCAGACCUUGUAAGACAUCAGAGAAUUCACAGUGGUGAAAAACCGUAUAAAUGUUGUGACUGUGGAAAAGCUUUUGGGAGCAACACAGGGCUCAUUAGGCAUAGGAGAAUUCAUACUGGAGAGAAACCUUAUGGUUGUGAUGAAUGUGGGAGAGCCUUCAGCCAAUGUUCUACUCUUAUUCAGCAUAAGAGGAUUCACAGUGGAGAAAAACAUUAUAGUUGUGAUGAAUGUGGGAAAGCCUUCAUCCAGAGCUCUGCCCUUAUUCAGCAUAAGAAGAUUCACAGUGGAGACAAAAGCUAUGAAUGUACUGAAUGUGGUAAGGCUUUUUGGACAAGUUAUGUUCUUAGGGAACAUCAAAGAAUCCACACUGGUGAGAAACCUUAUAAAUGUAAUGAAUGUGGAAAAUCCUUUAAUAGAAGCUCAGCACUCACUGUGCACCAGAGAACUCACUCUGGGGAGAAACCUUAUGAAUGUAAUGAAUGCAGGAAAAUAUUUAGGCAUAGGUCAGGCCUUGUGCAGCAUCAGAGAACACAUACCAGAGUUCAGCUCUAAGGGUCAGUGGUUGUACAAUUGUGAAAUGCAAGGAAUUCACUUUGAAGGUGAGACUCCACAAAAGAUAGAGAAGUUUCCUGAUAGCAGGAUUUUUGUCUUUCCAGCCCAGUUCUGUAAAAAGAGAUCCACACAAAAUGUUUGCAUAUUGAAAGAAGAAUUUUAUCCAAAACUUGUCUACAAAGAAUGGUAUUUUCUAAGGGGGUUGGGGGGGGGGGGAACUGACCCAUUUCUGGAUGAGGACUCUCACCAAUCCGCUCUUCAUCCCACUCUCCACUUCAGAUAGAACUGCCAUUGAGCACCUUCAUGUAAGUCCAUGAUUGGGGCACAGAUCCGUAAGAUCUCUUUAUAAGGUCUGUCUAUAAAAGUGUUUAUGCCUGACAGGAGUAGGCAUGUUUUAAGAGUUACUGAACCCUGAAAUGUUGAAUUGAGGCUAUGAAAUGUCAUGUCCUGGAUCAGUUUAAUUAAUAUCUGAGGAGUAUUAAUAUCUUGCUAGUGCCUUUAACCCUGAGAUUCCUGUUACAGUGUACUUCCUUAUUUAGAAUCUGCUGGGCUUAGCCACUGGGUGAAUAGGCUUGGUCAUUGUCUUCUCCAAACUAAGGGCUAAUAGAAUAUACAUAUUUAAUUAUUAUGGUUAAGUCUGUGGCAAUAACUAUGCCAGUUAAAUUCAGGAGUCUGUUGGAAGAAAUAUCAGAGAUUUUAUCUGAUCUAUGAGUUAACUAGAAAUUUCUUGGAUGUGAUAUUAAGACCUAAAAUGUAGAAUCAGCAGCUUGGCUAAUGGCAGAACAGAUGCAGAGGUCAUAGCAAUACAUGGCAUGAUAAGGAAUGGACACUCCUGCUUCAUGCCUUCACUCUAGUUCCUGCUGGAGCUGUUUGUGACCCUAGUUCAGAAAUCAGGUUGCUUUCUUUUCCUGUUUGUAAUAGCCUGAGUUGUAUAACGUGAAAUGUUUCACAUCGUAAAUGACCUACAUGAUCAAGAAGUAUUCAGAAUUAGCAUGAUAAAAAAAUAAAAACUGGUGUUUCUGAAGUCAUGCAUGUAUACCAAGGAAACAGCAUGCAUUGGAAGCUGACGGACGCUGGAGCCUGGAGAGUCCCUCAGCAUUAGGUCUGCAGAUGAUAAGCCACUUAAGGGAAAUACAGAGUCAAUCCUUCAGAUUCUAUAAAAUUCUUCCUUGACUUUAAUUUGGUUUAAGAUCCAUGUAAGGCAAGUGCUGCUUUAUAGACAUUUUAGACAGCCACGAGAGCAAGAGGAAAAAAAGCAUGGAGCAGAGAGAAAGGCAUUAGUUAUUUUCUUUCAGAAAAGGCUGUUGAGAGACAAAACAACCCUUUCUUUCAGCUGAUGUUGGUGUCUGCUCCAUUUCAUAAAGAUUGAAACUUAAGAUCUUCAGCUCUUUAACAUGAGAAUAUAGUCAAGAUAACUUGUAUAUGCCUGUUGAAUUCAUGGAAAAGCACUAAUGACCACAGCUAUUAAUCAUUUACAAGACACACUUUUCUCAGCCAUAAAUCUUUAAACAUGUAAGUUACUUGCAUAGGAGAUCUGAAGGGGAUUCUUCUAAUAUUAUGAGGCAGGUAAGUCUGCAUUGAAUUGAUCAACAGUGAAAGAUCAGAGUUAAGUUUGUUAGACUUGAGACAGGGAUGUUACAGAAAGCAAGUACUUAUUUUUACAACUCUCUCUUGGGCUUCUGUUCCCUACCAGCCUCACCCGGGGAUUAACAUUUAAUGAAAAAGAUUCAUUGUGCUCCCUGAAUAGGGUUCUGAUUUCAAAUUCUGACUUUGUAGCUAUAAGUCUCCAUUUCCUAUGUACAAAAUAUGAUUUGUACUAAUGACUAACAUAUACACAAAGCCCUUGGCAAACACCUUUUACAUUUCCUUCUGAUCUAUGUAAGAACUCCAGAGUUCUUUCCCUGUUGUAAACAUUCCUACUUAACAUCUACGUUAGGCAUUUGGCUCAUUAUUUUUAUUGGUUAGUACAUACUCACCUAUAAAUGUCCAAGACAGUAUUACUUUCGUAUCCUCAUAAAAAUUAUUUUUCUGUUUAUACAUA